AUGGCGAGCUCAAACACCAGUCCACGAGAGUGGGUCACGAGCCUGAUCAAGGCAAUUCCUCCAGCAGAUGUCAAUGUCUCGCAAAGCCUGAAUCCGCUCAGAGACCUGCCUGCACAAGGCAAGAACAUCUUCCUGACGCUUUACGCCUUGUUCGAGAAAGAAGUCCUUCCAGCACUUGACCUCCUGGAUCGCGGUCUCGUCACUCGUCUCAAACUUGAUUCCCAAGCAGGGCAACAGGCACAAGUAUCCUCUCUCUACAUCGUACAUUCAGCACAGCAGCAAAACACUCGCGUUUCUACUCACGACUACGUCAAUAACUACGAAGUGCGAUUGGAGGCGUGGAAUUGCUCCUGUCCAGCUUUUGCAUUCUCUGCCUUUCCCGCUGCUUCUUCAGAAACAUCUGAUCAGCCUUCUGCCCAGCAGGGCCAGUGGCUUGUGGGUGGUCUCACUCUCGGGGAGGAUAUACCAAUAUGUAAGCAUUUGCUUGCCUGCGUUUUAAUUGAGCAUUGCAGCGCGCUCUCGCAUUUCGUGCAGGAGAGGGAGGCUACGGUGGAUGAGGUUGCAGGUUGGUCUGCCGGAUGGGGGGACUGA
Cercospora beticola is the source of this 591-nucleotide messenger RNA. RefSeq lists its product as uncharacterized. NCBI's taxonomy places the organism in Eukaryota, Fungi, Ascomycota, Dothideomycetes, Mycosphaerellales, Mycosphaerellaceae. Gene Ontology annotation, molecular function: zinc ion binding. The record is from RefSeq and is a predicted model, not a curated record.